Aspergillus affinis is the source of this 2637-nucleotide messenger RNA. It is a transcript of the gene facB, whose product is annotated as C6 transcription factor FacB/Cat8. Gene Ontology annotation, biological process: regulation of DNA-templated transcription; DNA-templated transcription. The record is from RefSeq and is a predicted model, not a curated record. The coding region runs from base 1 to 2637 and encodes 878 amino acids. The transcript has 4 exons. Gene Ontology annotation, molecular function: zinc ion binding; DNA binding; DNA-binding transcription factor activity, RNA polymerase II-specific. Lineage: Eukaryota; Fungi; Ascomycota; Eurotiomycetes; Eurotiales; Aspergillaceae.
AUGCCCGGAAUCCUGCCUAUGAAAGUUAUCAAGGUCGGCAGCACCUCGCAGAGCCGUAUCGCCCAGGCCUGCGACCGCUGCCGAAGCAAGAAGAUCCGCUGUGACGGCGUCCGACCGUGCUGUACGCAAUGCGCCAACGUCGGCUUCGAGUGCAAGACCAGCGACAAACUAAGCCGUCGAGCGUUCCCCCGCGGAUACACGGAAUCGCUGGAGGAGCGUGUCAGAGCGCUGGAGAGCGAGGUGAAGGACUUGAAGAACCUGUUGGACGAGAAGGACGAGAAGAUCGACGUCCUGUCCCGCAUCCAUUCCUUCUCUUCGUCGCAUCAAAAGUCCCGAUCGCCGUCCGUGCCGGUUAAGACCGAUGCAUCCAACCCCAACGAGGAUUUGAUUCAGGUGCCGCAGCCGGAGGAAACGGCUGACGAGGAGUGUGCUGGCGUCUCGAAUACUCAUGGCUUCUCUAAUACAUUUACCAACAGACUCAUGGAGCAAGGUCGAUUGCCCUCGAAUGUCUCGACUCGUGCUCUGAAGGCCUCGCCACCGCCUAUUUCGCAUUCCCGUGUCGACCAGGAGAUCAAGACUGCGCCUCGCUUGGUGUCCGACCAACUCAUCAACAUCUUCUUCCAGGAAUGGGCCCCUCUGUACCCGGUGGUGCACAGGCCCACAAUCCUCAAAGCUUACGAGCAGUAUCUAUCAAAUACGGAAUUCCUGCAAAGCAAUAAGCAUGACAUGACGCAAUUGAACUUGAUCUUUGGCAUCGCCGCUCUUGCUUCGAUUGUAAGAUUGGACUCCUUCCCCCGCACUGAGUCGGCACGCUUUCGAGACCGACAGGCUAACCUCAACCUACAACAGUCGAGGACCAACCAGGAUCCCACCUUCUUUGAAGACAAUUGGUCGCCCACUUUGGAAUUGCUUUCGAGUGAUAUCUCCAUUUCCACGUUGCAGUGCUUCGUUCUAGCCCAGAUCUAUUGUAUGACCAAGGGUGACUACACUAGCCUUCUGCGCUAUCGGAGUCUUUCUGUUGGCAUUUGCCAUCAGUUGAGACUCCAUCAAAGCCAGAAGCGCUUCUCGGCGAAUUCCCUCUUGGCUGAGACCCGCAAGAAGGUGUUCUGGUGCCAAUACGUACUCGACCGUUUCACGGCCGCCUUGACCGGGUUGCCCGUCUCUCUACGCGAGGGCGACAUCCGUACUGAGUACCCUGAGGAUAUCGAUGACGAGAAUGUCACGGAAACGGGCUUUUUGCCGACGCUGCCUGGCGAGUCGACCCGUGUGUCAGGUGCCAUUGCCCUGUUCGCUGCCUCGAGGGUAUUGAAUAAAGCCUUGGAGGAUUUGUACCCUUCAGAUGGCGGUUACGACAUCCCCGUGUCCAAAAUGCGUUCGGUUGCAGGCCAACUGGACCAGUGGGUUCAGGCGUUGCCCGCUCACCUUCGCCUGGAAUUCUCUCAGGAUAAACCUAGCACGAACGUGACAAGUAGCCGUUCGCCGCUUUUGUCCCUUGUAUACUACUUUAUUCGUUCUUUGAUCCAUCGUCCCGCUGUCUGCUUCGGCGAGGAACAUAUCCGCUCGCCAUCUGUGCUCGCCAUCGCCGACUCGAGUAAGCACAUCAUUCAAAUCUUGGAGCUACUUGACGAGCGGCGUCUUUGUCUUUCCGUCAGCAUCAACCGCAAAGAGUUGGUAUUUGCUUGUGGUUUGGGACUUCUCUGGCAGAAUCUCGGCCUCAAGCGCGACAGCAAGCUUGUCAAGGAAAGCCAAAAGCUCCUGACGACUGUGGUCGACCAGAUCGAGCCCGAGUCAUCGCCUGCCGCCGCGGAAUUUAGCGUCCUGGCGAAAAUCUUGGUGUCGCUGGAUAGAACCAAGCGUGCGCCCUCCAGUAAACCCCAAGAAAUGUCGCCACCGACUCAGAAGCCCUUGAAAUCUCCUAAGAAGCACUUGCAGUCUUGGAAGAACCGGUUAGCUGGUCAUGCUAGUGUGGACCAUCCAAGCAAGCAGGACUCCCCGUCGCGCCGGGCCACGAUCUCUGGCGUGAGUCCGCAGGUCUCCCAACAACGGGUUAGAUCUUCCAGCUGGACCAGUUUGCCGCCCGACAAUUUCCACCCGAUCCACGUUCCUACUUACGCGGCGCCUACGGGUAGCUACGACCCGAGCCAGGUAAUCGCCAGCUCGGCCCCGGCGGACGGAACGUCGGGAACGAUGACAAUGUCGGACUGGGAGUUCGUGCUCAGCGACAUGGACCGCGGGUACUCGAACAUUUUCACCGGCAUUUACGGCGGAAAAGAGUGUGGAGAAGACAGCGGGCCGUUCGCGUCGCUGACCGCCGAGUACGGACAAAAACCGGACCCCCGAGGCGUGCCGCUGGCUGCACCGCCAGCGGAGGUUCAGGGACUGUCGCCCGAAGCCUGGUCGGCCACCAGUGGCAGUGACAUGCCGUCCAACCAGGAUGUCGUGGCGCAAAGUGUGUUCAGCUACUCGGACGAGAGCAUGGGCAGCGCGGAGGACGGCGUGGCGUACCAUGACAUGCGGCUGUCUCCGGAAGAGCAGGCCACUUUAUUGGAUCCGUUCCGGGGGGUCAUGAUGCCGGCGGUGGAGGACGAGGCGGACGACUUUGGCCUGGGCGGAUGGGAUCGGCGACUAGCCGUUUAA